Messenger RNA from Ciona intestinalis (vase tunicate), 7160 nucleotides. The record is from RefSeq and is a predicted model, not a curated record. NCBI's taxonomy places the organism in Eukaryota, Metazoa, Chordata, Ascidiacea, Phlebobranchia, Cionidae.
GUAGUGGCUGAAGUUCACGCUGCAAUUACUCAUCAAUGGCUGCCCCACACGCAUGCAUUUGGUUUGGGAGUGUGUGUGUUGUCUACUCUCACCUCAUAGCACUACUAGUCAUCCUGAUUUUGUUGCUUCUUGCAUGCAGAACCUGUAGGAAGAGACGCAUUGGAAAGACACUGGAAACGGAACAACCGAAAUGGGAUAAACGUGUUGUUGUUCAGAGCUGGGCAAUGAACUAUAUGGAAAUGAAUCUUACCGCAGAAUAUACCAUCAUAGAACGACGUAAAGUGCUUCUGGAUAUGAUCAAUUCUACAAAAUUUAAGAAAUACUUCGAAGAAGAGAUCGGAAAGACGACUCCUGGCACCCUUGAGGCACCAAAACGAGUUAAGCGAAGAAAAAAAGCUCGCCGGGGCAAAGUCUCUGCGGAAGAUGCAAGCAGUGGCAGACUCAGUGCAUUCUAUCUAUCCUCACUGAAACAGGCUGUUGCGGAAGGAACCAGCCAACUCGAAGUGGACGGAGCUUUUGAAAUGAACCCACCUGAGAAUGCAGACCAGGAAAAAGAUAAAAAAGUCAUCGACGCUGCUGAAAGAGCGGUUCUCAGGGUAGCAGACGAGCGCGACCAAGUUCAGCGCAAAACUUUCACGAAAUGGGUGAACAAGUAUUUAUCCAAGCAAAACAGACGCGUUGAGAAUCUUUAUGAAGAUUUUCGAGAUGGCCAUAAUCUCAUUGCGUUACUCGAGGCACUGUCGGGCACUUCACUGCCUCGAGAAGGAAACUACAUGUCACACAUGAGAUUGCCAAGAGAAAAAGGUCGUAUGCGAUUUCACCGCUUACAAAACGUUCAAAUUGCUUUGGAUUUCCUUAAAGGGCGAAAGCUACGUCUGGUAAACAUAAGAAAUGACGACAUCACAGACGGCAACCCCAAACUCACCCUCGGUCUUGUUUGGAACAUCAUUCUGCACUUUCAGAUUGAAGACAUCACUGUUGAGGGCACAGAAGACCUAUCUGCCAAGCAAGCACUCCUUAUAUGGGCACAGAGGAACAUGGAAGGUUACGAUGGAAUCAAUGUCACAAAUUUUUCAUCCUCCUGGAGAGAUGGAAAAGCAUUUAAUGCAAUUUUGCACAGAAACAAUCCUGAACUCAUUGACAUGAACAAAGUGAUGGCAAACGACAACAAAACAAACUUAGAUCAAGCGUUUGCAAAAGCUGAAAAUAAAUUUGGCGUCACCCGAUUACUAGAUACUGAAGAUGUGGAUGUUGAUCGUCCUGAUGAAAGAUCCGUCAUUACAUACGUUUCAUCACUUUAUGAUAAAUUUCCACAAGUUCCCCCUCUUCCUACCUCUGUCACUAAAGAAGAAUGGCAGUACGCUUGGGAGGAAUAUCGGCUCCUUACAACUUCUCUAUUUGAGUGGAUCCAAACACAGACGUGCAUUCUUUGUAGAAGAGAUGACAUCAAGUCUGCUGAAUCACCUGCUCAAGUUAAAGCACUUAUUGUGGAACUUAAGAGAUUUGAAACAGAGGAUGUGCCAUUGAAAGAGGCUGACUUAAGGUCACUUGUAUCAAUGUACGUUGAUGUACAAGAACUCAGCAGCAAAUCACGUGGCAAGUAUAUGCCAGUGUCUGGGUUUGAACCCAAGAAAGUUGUAAAUGCAUGGGAGGGGAUGGUGCAUGAAAUGAGUGAAAGGGACAACCACCUUACUAUUACAUUCAACAGGUUGAAUGCACUUCAUGAAGUCACGCUUAAAAUAGCCAAGGGUGCCGAUGAAUGUAAUGAUAAACUUAACCAAGCUAAUGCAGGAAUACAAAGGAUAAUGAAUGGCGAAGACGAUGCGAAACUCCACAGUGAUGUCAAGGCUUUACUUGAUUCCUGUGAUGGGGAUAUUCGUACAUUGUUUGUUGAUGUACAAUCUCUCAAAAACAGCGAUUACUACCAAGCUGAAGAUAUGUAUAAAACCGUUUUCGCUUUACAUGAAAAAUGGAUUGCGUUAAAGUCUGAAUACAACAUGGCGCUUCAACACAUUGAGCAGAUAAGGCUUGAUGCACUUGCUAACAUGAAACCCAAACUAGAGGAUACAAACGAAUACAGAUUCCUUGUCCAGUGCAUAAAAUGGGUGGAAGAAAAACAGGCAACAGUUGACAACUUUGCUUGGGGAACUGACUUUCCAACGGUUAAGCAACAGAUUGAAGAUUUUGCGAAACUACAGAAAGAAAUUAAGAACUUUGAAAAAAGCGUGCACACUUGCCAACACGAGAACAAAAACAAGUUCGAAAAUGGAUCCAGUGAUUUUGUCACUUACUGUCAGCUUCUCUCCACUUUGGAAGUAAACUACCAACUCUUAUGUAAUUCGGCCAACACGAGAUCUGCUCACCUUGACAGUUUGAUUGGUUUUGUUCGAGAUGCAACAACUCAUUUAAUGUGGAUGAACCAGAAGGAAGAUGAUGAAACUGUGAAGAGCAUUCCAGAUUAUGACGCUCCUACUCUUGAGCAGGAAUACCUGAACCUAAUGGGAGACAUAGAAGCACGCGAGCCUUCAUACACCUCAACACUUAAGAAAGGACAGCAGCUUGUAGAUGAACAACACCCAGCUAACAAUGUAGUCAGUGCAUACCUCACUGCACUUAAGGAUCAAUGGCAGCGAGUUCUUCACUUAAUGCUCUGCCAUGAGCAGCAUGUGAAAGACCUCACACAACAUGACCAGUUCUGCCACAACUGUGCCAUUGCCGAACGCAAACUUGAGGAUUGUAAGAAAGAUAUUCAAGAUUUGAACGAAACAAUUGAAGAUGGAAUCAAAUUAUCAGAUGUUCAAGAAAUUUCAAAUAAACUUAAUAAACUGCAAGAUGAAGUAGCUGACUUGAAAAAAUCAGUUGACGUGAUCAAAACACAGAGCAACGUUGUUCCUUGUGUUGAGGAGAGGCGAGUGGAUGCUCCAUGUGAAAAGAAUGUUCAUAUUCAAGCACUUGUUACUUACAGGGGAGAUAAUAUCGCUGUCGCAAAAGGAGAAGACUGCAUCCUCCUCCACAAGGAAGAUGAUCCGGCUCAAAACUGGACCGUGCAGACCGCAUCCGGUCAAACUGGGAGCGUUCCCUCCCUCGUCUUCCGAAUUCCUCCUCCCAGCUCCUCCAACAUCCGAAGAGCGGAUUCUUUGGAUGAGGAUUUGGAAAAAUUGUCCGAGGAUCAAAAAGUUUGCGAAAAUCGAUGGAAGUUUUAUAAAGUUGUCGUAGGGAACAAAGAAAACUGCCAGAAUGUUUUGUCCUGGAAUAUCGACACUUACCGGACCCUGACUCCAACGGAGCGUGAAAACGCUCUUCAUCAGCUCGCGGACGACCUUAAUCUGAUGAAAGAUGUUUCCAAAGACAUCCCUGAUAACACCACUCCCCAUAUACAGAAAUCAUCCAUGGAUGUAAACCUAUGCAGGCAACAUGUGGAAGAUUUGGAGAAGAAAUUGCAAGAAGAGAAUGAUCUUGAAGAGACAUGUCAAUCCUACAUCUCAAGACUUAAUGUUUUGCUCCGGAGGAUUUCGGAUGUCCAUGAUACAGUGAUGACCAGAGUGAGCAAAGAUCUCCCUCAAGAUAAAGAUGAGGUUCAAGUUUUACUCCAGGAGCAAGAGGCAUCUGCAAAUGAGCUUUCACGUCUAGAACCUCAUUACUCCCAAACAUGUGACGACUCACGAAAAAUACUCGAAAGCAAUCCAAAAACUCCUAUGACACAACAACUUUCAACACAACUUGAUGUAGUUGUGGACAAAUGGAACAACACUUGGAACAUCACUUAUGUUUACCUUGAUAAGAUCAAAGUUGUUCAUCUGAUCCUCGUAAACCUGGAUGAAGCGGGUAACGUCGUCACCGAUGUGGAGCAAACUCUCUUAGUUCAUGAUGUAGAUCUCUCGGAUCGUGAUCAGCUCCUCCAGCAGCAAGAAGUCUUCCUGAGUCGAUGUGACAUAAAUACAAACCUCAGGGAUCAGAUGAACCAGAAGAGCACGCUCUUUGUGAGGUUGGAGGAUCACAGGAACAAGAUGCAGGAUGUGGAAGUAAAGUUGAGCGAGGCAGUAAACGCUCCUCCAACAUCCAAAGAUGUAGAAGAAUGCUCCGAGAGAGCAGAUGACCUUUUACAAAGAUGGAAAGUCUGCAAAGUUAAAGUGGAUGACAGAUUAAACAAGAUCACAGCUGUUCUUCCCCAAGCAGAAAAAGCGCUUGCUGAAGAAAAAACCAGCCAAUCUCUUAUCGCAAGGCUGCGAAAACUUCUGGAGAAAAUUCAAUCGAUUGAAGAAAAAGAGAAACCUCUUACUAACAAUCCACUUCCACAUGAUAAAGAUGCUUUGGCUGAUGUACAAAACACACAACAGGGUUUGGUCGAUAAAGUUGAAGAUUUGAAAACCGAUUACGAUUGCUUGCAAGCAGAAGUUGUAAACUUUGUCAAUCACGAAGCUACAGGCGCGGCACCGAGCUUGCCAGAGCUUCGCGAGGCUUUACAUGACGUACAAGAAUGCUGGACACGUGUGUGGCUGAUCACACAUAUCUUCCUGGAAAAAAUUCGUGGUGUGACGCACACCAUACAAGCACUGAAAGUAUGUGAAGGGGCGGUGGAAAACUUUGAAACAGCAAUUGCUGAUGAUUGCGACACAGAUGACUUGGCAGCGGUCCAGUUAAGAAACCAGAGAAUAAAGAAUCUUCUCGGAGCAUGUGACAAUGUGGACAACAGUUUCGGAACGCUCCGGAAGAACCACUCCUCCACCAGAGGAGUUGUCUCCCAAUUUCCUCCAGAGAUGAUGCAAGGUCCGGAGGUAGAGGACCUGGACACAGAGAUCACAGCUCUGGAAGAAAGAUGGGCAGCAGCCAAAGCAAAACUGAUGAUUCUAGCAGCAAAUACGGAGAAACAAUGUCUUAAACUGCAAAAAGCUUCAUCCAUGGAUAGAGAAGCAAGUGACUUACUGCACAGAGUCCUCGCAUUAAAUGCUGAGCUCAGCAGAAUUGAGCAAUCCCAGACAACCCUUAUACAGAUGCCAUUAUCUCAUGAUGAUAAAAACAGUAUCGAGAGAUGCAUGUUACAACAAAACCACAUUGGCGAAAAGCUGCAUCUACUUUCCGGAGAUUAUUUCACACUUUCUGCCGAAUGCACAAACAGCCAUCAAGCAAAUGGCACAGAUGACGUUAGCUUCCUAAACACCACCCUUGAAAAACUUGACGAUGCCGAACGCAUAAUGCACCAACUGUGGGAGGAAUUGAACAAGGUUUCUCAACUCUAUGCAACAAAACUUGCUGUCUUGAAAGAAGCAGUUGUGAAAAUCCAUGACUUUGAAGAUACAACAUCAAACUAUGAACAAUGUAUUGAAAAACCGGUUGAUUCUGGUGACGUCAAUGAACUAAAGAAACUUAGAGCACAAAUCAUGCAACUUGCUGCAGAAGUUCCCAAGCAGGACGAAACCGCCCAAGCCACCAAGUCUAAAGUUGGUGAAGUUGAAAAUGCAGGGGAACAGCUCAUGGCAGCGAGCCCAACGGCGCUCGACGCGCACAUAGAGCCCGACGUGGACGCUGAACAAUGCAAGAGCAAAUAUGUGUCGGUAGACGAGCGCUGGGAGGCGGUGAAGUCAAAAUUGGCGGAUCGACUUGAACAAGUUGAUGCUGCUAUUACGGAUAACCUUGCAGUUGCGGAAACAGAGCGUACAAACAUGACACUUCUAUCUGAAAUUGAAUCUCUAUGUUCUGAGAUUGGUAAAGUCGAAAACGCUCAGCUUGUUCGAGCAGACGUUAUGCUGCCUAACGAUGUGACUGCUGUUAACAGAGUCAUUAACCAACAAAAGGUUAUGUCAGACAAGCUUGAAAAUGAACUGCAACCAAAAUACGAGGACUUAUGUGAACGCAGUAGUCAGCAACUUGCUACAACUCCUGAUUCGCCGACAAAGGACAAACUACAACACGCUACGUCAAAUAUGAACGACAGUUGGGAAAACGUCCGGCAAAUGGUAUCACUGUAUAUGCAAAAACUCUAUGCCAUAAAUGCACUUCUGGAAGCUUUAGCUAUUGCCAGACCUGUAGUAAAGGAUUACGAAGUUAAAAUACUCAAAGCACAAAGUGCAUUGGAACGAGAUGGACAGGGAAUGUGUGACCCAGUUAAAAUAAGAGAUGCAUGCGCUAUACUGCAGGAGUUAAAGGAGCAAGCCAAUGAAGACCAAAAGAAGAUCGAUGAUCUUCAAUCUGCUCUGGAUGACUCUCUUGCAUCCGUUCCUAAUCCCGAGGAGGACCAGGACAUCUCUGCCAAUGCUCCCGUCGCACAAAAAGUCCUCGAUGAUUGGAACCGCAUCCAGCAACAGCUCCACCUGGUGCUCAAUCAGCUGAAUGAGGAGUUACCACACGCCGAAAAAUUGGCUGGAGUAGAGAAGAGCGUACAAGAAUUGCUCCCAGCAUUACAUAACAUUGGUAAUGAAUUAGAUGGUAUCAAACAUACAAUACAAGCGCGUAUAUGUGUUUCAAUGCCUGCUGAAACUGACAGUAUGGAAAAGGCAAUUGCUCAACAAAAGGUUACUGCUAAUCGCUUGAAAGAGAUAAAAGACAAUCUGGAAACUCUGAAACAGCGUAGUGAGCCCAUCAUGCAAGUGGAUACGACAUCUGUUAAACAUCUUAAAGACGAUUUUAACAAACUGGAUGACCAAUGGACCUCAGUUAAUGACUUGAGUGACCAAUACCUUGAAAAAUUGUCAUGCAUGCAAGAAGCAGUUGGCACCAUAAACGUGACGAGGGGAAUCGUAACUUCAUAUGAAACACAACUCCUUAUACAUGAUACUAUGGCUAGCACUGAGGAAGGCUUACAAAAACAAAGAGAAAUUCUGCAGAAAUUGGAUUCCGAAGUGCCGACAAACGACCCGAAAUUCGUGACAAUGGCCGACAGUUGUGAAUGUGUGAAGCAACAAGUUGAUAAAAUGAAUGAAACAACACCAGGUGUUGAUAGUGAUGAAUAUCCUGAUGUAGCGAGAAAAUUGAUUGACAGGUGGAAUCUGUCAAAAUAUCAAGUCAAGGAGAGAUUAGCAUAUGCGUUGGUUGGAGAAGCGAAACUACAAGAACUACAGAAAGAAGCGGAACUCCAUAAGGAGUGGUUGAAUGCUAAGGAAGAAAGGGUCUACUCAGAUGAAAAUUGGAUUCCGAAGUGCCGACAAACGACCCGAAAUUCGUGA